This is a messenger RNA of Rattus norvegicus (Norway rat), 15145 nucleotides long. The record is from RefSeq and is a predicted model, not a curated record. Lineage: Eukaryota; Metazoa; Chordata; Mammalia; Rodentia; Muridae.
CAGCUUACUACUAGUGCUGAGGACAUCCUGAUGAUCGAAGGUUGGUGGAAAGCUCUUAAAUGAGAUGAGACGUAAAGAUUCUAUGCAUUUGCUUUAGUACUGGUGGCACAGGCAUCUACAGGUGAUAACAGUGAAGUAGCCAUAUAUUACAUGAACAUCUUUAAGACUAAGAGAUCAUUUGCUAAAGUUGUGAGAUUGUGGGUCAUCCUGGCUUGUUUUUGACAACUUGACAUAAACCUUGACAGACGUGGAAAGAGGGAAUCUUCAUUGGUAAAAUGUGUCCAUAAGAUUGGUCUGAGGCAAAGUCUACUGGGUAGUUUUGGUUAAUUAUUUGUGUGGCAGGGCCUAGCCCGCCAUGGACAGUGUACCUCUGCCGAGCAGACCAUGAGAAGCAAGCCAGUAGGCAGCACUCCAUGGCUUCUCCUUAGUCUCUACCCACCUCCAGGCUCCCACCUGGACUUCUCUCAGUGAUAGAACAUGAAUUGAUGGUUGUAAGCUUAAAUCCUUUUAUCACCAAGCUUCCUUUAGUCAUAGUGUUUUAUCAAAGCAAUAGAAACCCUAAUGAAGACACGGGGUUUGUGUAAACCCUGGUCAAGAUGACCUAUGUGUAAUGUAAAUGAGUCAGGACUGAAAUAUGUAAGAAAAAUAAGGUGCUCUACAAGGGUCUUGUAUGGUGGCGCACACCUUUAGUCCUAGCAUUUGACAGGCAGAGGCAGGUGAAUCUCUGUGAGUUUGAAGUCAACCUGGUCUAUGCAGUGAGUUUCAGACCAUCGAGUAAGAUCCUAUCUCAAAACAAACAAAACACCUCUAUAAUGUACUAGAUGUGGCACUUGGUGCAACUUUCUUGAGGUAAAUUUUUUGUUCCUUUUCCAGAUGAAAACAGACUUAAAGUGAUUAAGUAUGGCCAGGUAUAAUGGUGGAUACUUGUGAUCUCAGCAUUCAAGUGACUGAGGCAGAAGCAUUGUAUUGUGAGUUCAAGGCCAGCCUAGACUAAAUUUUUUUUUUUUCGGAGCUGGGGACUGAACCCAGGGCCUUGUGCUUGCUAGGCAAGCGCUCUACCACUGAGCUAAAUCCCCAACCCCCCUAGACUAAAUUUUGAAACCUUAUCUCAAAAGCAAAAUAAAGGUCGAGGGCUGAGCAUGUUGGUGCAUGUCUUUAAUCCCAGUACUUGGUAGGCAGAGGCAGAUGGAUCUCUGAGUUUGAGAACAGCCUCGUCUUCAAAUUGAAUUUCAGGACACUCAGGGCUACACAGGGAAACACUGUCCUGAAAAACUAGAACAAAAAAAUCCUUUUUGGGCCAGGCAGUAGUGGCACACACCUUUAAUCCCAGCAUUGGGGAGGCAGAGGCGGGUGGACCUCUGUGAGUUUGAGGCCAGCCUGAUCUACAGAGCUAGUUCCAGGACAGCCAGGGCUAUGCAGAGAAACCUUAUUUUGGAAAAACAAAAGGGGUCGGGGGGGGGAAUCGUUUUUGGUUUUCAUAAGGGAAAAAAAGUGGGUGCAGACACUGUAUUGCUAUGACUCUUCUAGGUACCAUCCUGUUAGGCAUUGUCUGUGGAAUCAGCCAACGCUUAUUCCUUUGUUAGACACCGUCCUUGCACACAGUCAAAGGUUAGGAUUGAUGUAACGGCUGAAGGUGACUAGGACAGACCUGUGGGAACCUCAGUCUGGUCCUUUUCCCGUCUACAUUUGAUAUUUCUUAGGGUUGAUGGCAGGAAAGGAAAAUGUGUACGGAAUUAGAUAGUUCUGCUUUAACACACACUUUCUUGCCUGAGGGGAAUUUCCCCAAAAACUUCAGAGAAAAAAUUUGCUUUGCUAGAAUUUGAUGAAAAAAUACAAGGCGUUCCUAAAUAACUUGCAUAAGAACCUUAAGCCAUGACCGUAGCUGACACACAAGUAAUGUCUAAAGGUCAUAUUAGCAGUGCUGUUUAUUUCAGUCUGUCCAUUCCCCAGCACAAAACACAUUUCAUCGCAGCUCGAUGGCUUUGACUCGGUUUUAUCUGUUAUUAUAAACACUUGGAAUGGUUUAAAGAAGGGAGAGAAAGCCAGGUAUGCCACUAGGCAGGCAGAGGCAGGAGAAUCAGGUAAGUUUAAGGCCCACCUAGAAUAUCUGAGACCCUGUCUCAGAAAAAGAAAAAGAAAAAAGAAAAAAAAAGAAAAGAGGAGAGGAAAAGAAGAAAGGAAGGAAAAGAAAAGAAUGGCUGCUAUGCAGACCUCAUUUUCAGAUGAGAAUAGGGUCAAGGAAAUUGUUGAUGAACUGACAUAAUCUGUAUUAAGAAUGGAAAAAGCAGCAGGCAUCCCUACUACCUGGGAGGUUUUGGUCAGGCUUUGCCAAUGAAAUUUAAUAAAUGAAAUGAAACUGUAGCCCUUGGCCAUUCAUUAGGCACCUUCCUAUAGAUUAUCAAUAUUGUGUACAUUGCCUUUAUUAUCAGGUCACAAAAGAUGUCAUUAAGGAGUUUGCAGAUGAUGGUGUCAAGUACCUGGAGCUGAGGAGCACUCCCAGAGGAGAAAAUGCUACUGGCAUGACUAGGAAGACUUACGUGGAAUCCGUACUGGAAGGCAUAAAACAGUGCAAACAAGAAAACUUAGACAUUGACGUUAGGUAUUUGAUGGCAAUUGACAGAAAAGGUGGCCCGACAGUAGCCAAGGAGACUGUCAAACUUGCUAAAGAGUUCUUCCUCUCUGCUGAGGAUACAGUUCUUGGCCUUGACCUCAGUGGAGAUCCAACUAUCGGACAAGCAAAAGACUUCUUGGAGCCUCUUUUAGAAGCUAAAAAAGCAGGCCUGAAGUUGGCGUUGCAUCUUGCAGAGAUUCCAAAUAAGGAAAAAGAAACACAGAUGUUGCUGGAUCUGCUUCCUGACAGAAUUGGGCAUGGAACAUUCCUCAACACCCCCGAGGCAGGGUCAGUGGAUCAGGUGAACUUCGUGAGGCAACACCGGAUACCUCUUGAACUUUGUUUGACCUCAAACAUCAAAAGCCAGACAGUUCCUUCUUAUGACCAGCAUCACUUUGGAUUCUGGUAUAGCGUUGCUCAUCCUUCUGUGAUCUGUACCGAUGAUAAAGGUGUUUUUGCAACAAGCCUUUCUCAAGAAUAUCAACUGGCAGCAGAAACAUUUAAUCUGACCCCAUCGCAGGUGUGGGAUCUGUCUUAUGAAUCCAUCAACUACAUCUUCGCUUCUAACAACACCAGAUCUGAACUGAGAAAAAGGUGGACUCACCUGAAACAGAAAGUGUUAGGCUGUAACGAGGUGAACUACUUUUGAUUAUACGUCGUAACCAAGGUCUUCCUGCCCUGUGUACCCCACUCAGUUACUGCCCACUUGAAAUUACUUCAAGUUCAGUAGCCAAGUAUAUAUGGGUCUAACUCCAGCACCUUCAUAUGGUAAGUGCUUAGUAUCCCAGACUAAGAGCCUUGAGGUCUUGCAUGGCAGUGCCUCCAUGCUGUUUGCUGGGAGGUUGUUAAACCUUCAUUCCCUAGUGACUCUGUUUUUUCACAUAGCACUCUCUUGCCAUUGGUGACCAUAAACCUUCUGAGAAGUUGAAACUCUGACUUUAGGGAAACCUCCGUUUUGUUAUGUUUAAUCAGAUUCCUUCCACUUCCCUUUAUCCUUUCGGAGUUUUUUUUUUUUAGGUCACAGUGCACACCUGCACUGUUUGUGUGGGUGCCUAGUUGUGAGGCGACUGCAGUAACAAAGCUAGAAUCUGGCUUUGCCCUUCUCAUAAUAUCUUUAGAAAUAUAUAAAGGGGGUUGGAGUAAUCACUCUAGUUUAGGAAAAGAAUGACUGACUUAAGUAAGAAAGACACAUAGCCAGAGCUUCUGGUUUAAAAUCAGCUUCUAUUUGGCUUCCCUUGGGAAGCUACCAGGACCUCCACAGUGCUAGGACUCCCUUAAAAGAUCUUUGUAGUAAUGGUAGCAUUGUGGCAUCUAGGGUUCUUAGAUCACCAAUAAUCCCAUGCCCAGAUGAUGGCCCACACGCACAGAUUUACAUAAACACACGUAUACCAUGGCCUCAUCAGCCAAAGAUAGGUGACGGCUAAGAUUGGUUCUGAAUGCAAAGAAAAAGACUUUAACAGAUAACAAAUGUCUUGGAUAUUUUUUUUCCACAAGCUAGAGUCAUUUGGGAAGAGGGACCCUCAACUGAGAAAAUGCUCCCACAAGAUCGGCUUAAUCAGUGCUUGAGCAGUUAGUGGGCUCAUGCCACAGAGGGUGAUGCCCCCUCAGGGAUGUGGUUUUGGUGGAAAGUGAAGGAAAUGGAACAUGAGGAGCAAGCUAUAGGCAGCACUCCUCUAUGGCUCAGCUUCAGUUCCUGCCUCAGCUUCCCAGGAUGAGGGACUACAAAUUAUGAGGCAAUAAACCCCUUCCUCCUCAAGUUACUUUUGGUGAUGGUGUUUAUCACAGCAUUAAAAACACUAAACUAAUAACGUAUGCUUGAAUUAUUCUCCUUCUUAGAAUGUAUGGUUUCCCUGAUCUCAGAGAAGAAACCUGGUGGCACCCUUAAUUCAAUAAAGGUUGAGAUUUUUGUUUCUGCCUUUUAGGGUACAUGAUAAAGGAAAGUACUUAAUUUUCAAAGUUCUUAGUUAUUGUUUUAUAACCUUAUAUUUCUAACUAUAUCCACUUACACAAUAAAAUCUGUAAAAUGUAACCUUUUUUCUUUACUGUGCUGGGGAAUUGAAUACAGGGCCUUCAGUACAUCCACACCCUCGAUGUAGGCAUUUCAAAGUAUUAUAAAAAAUAGACAGAAAGUUAGUAUGUAUAAUAUAUCCAGUGAGAAAAUAUGGAAAAGUAAUAACAAACAUGAUGAGAGCAGAUGACAAUAUUGUUUCUAUGUAGUGCACAUUUCUGUGUAUGCCUCUCCCGAAAAGGCUGUAGACAUGAAAGGACUAGAGGCCUAGACCCCUUGCUCCUCCUCCGUGCUUUCUCUUAGACUGACUUUUGCUCCUAUUCAUCCUCAGCACUGGCAGUAUUUGUGCCCAGUUUUCCUGUAGUAAUGAGAGUACACUCUUUUCUUUUUACAUUCUUCUCCUUUGUAAGUUGAUGAGUUGGUCCUAUGUAUUUUAAAACUUUGCCCAGUUAAUGUGAUAUGAUUUUUUUUUCUUUUUUUCAGAGCUGAGGACUGAACCCAGGGCCUUGGGCUUGCUAGGCAAGCGCUCUACCACUGAGCUAAAUCCCCAACCCCAUGUGAUAUGAUUUUAAUUUGUUCCUUUGCCUACCAUGUAAAGGUUCAAACAGAUAACUCAAAAGAACAAGAAUAAUGUCAGAGAAUUUAUUUUCCUGCCAUCCACAACUUGAUCAUAAGAAUUUAUGAUAAACUAAUAAUUUUAUAUCAUUUGCAUAUAUAAAAUUUGCACUUCAACAUAUAAAGAAAGUCAGCAUUUUAUGGGCAUAACAUUUAUUAACAUGAUAUCCCUGAGAGGCAGACUAGGUAUAAACAUUACUCUACUUUACAGGAAGAGAAGCAGAAGCAGUUUAAGAUACAAGACAUUUAGAACCGUCUGUCUGCUAAUACCCUUAUGCCUGUUCCACAAUACUAUACGUAGACAGAUUAAUACUAAAGAUAAUAAUCUCAUUUUCCUUGACAUUGCUGCUCACUUCCAAAGCCAUCUCAGAUCCUGAGGCCCUGCUUUAGCCAGGGGUUUCUUGUUCCUUCUUGCUUGCUAAGGCAGCAUAAUUGAGAUACCAUUUUCCCUUAAUUGCCAAUGUUAGUUCUUUGUUUAUAAUUCCUCAGUACUAGAACCCUAGUUAAUUACUCAUCCUAAUAAAUUUUAGGAUAGUCUUUCUCCUGAAAACUAUCUCUGAUCUUAAUCUAGUCAUGGAUAUCUAAUAAAUGUGAAAAUUAGUUAUUCCAGGUCUUGGCCAUCUUGCCAUGCUCAUCUUUUCUCUGACCUGUUCAUCAAAGCAUCUUCAAUAGACAGUAAUUUCUGCUGUUUAUCUCCUAAAGGAGUUAAUCUCAUAAACUCAAUUUUCCCAGAGCCAUGCUGCUUUCCUCUCACCAGUAUUCACAGCACAGUGUAACUCAGGUCUCCCUCUAGCACUCCUGGUCUCUGCUAAAUUGAUUUUCUGCCAACUAUACAGCUAUAUCAUGCAUUCAUAAGCUUUUCCCAGCUUCAAGCUUUGGUGAGCUUUCUAUCUUCUCAUCUUUUGCUUUGCCAUUUUCCCAUUUCUCACCCACUUAACAUCAGUUUUACAACUGUUUUGGAAAGUCUGCCCCACUCUAAUUUACCCAGUUACUUUUCUUCCUUUGAUUGCUUACUGUUUCCUAAAAAAAAAAAAAACCCAGAGUUUUCUCAGAGCAAGUUAUGUUAAAAUGUAUGUCUUGUGUAGUAACACUACUAAGCUUAGUACAUUUCUUUAAAACAGUUGCCACCUUUCAUGGUGAUGCACAUCUUUACUAUUAACUAUUCUGAAGACUGAGGCAGUCGGAUCUCUAUGAGAUCAAGGGCAGUGCAAUCUCCAUAGUAAGCUACAGGGCACCAGUGAGACCCUGCCUUUAAAAAGAUAAUAAAUGUUGCAACUAUAUAUUUGUACCUAUAUGUCUAUGUAUUACCUGUUUUACAGUAUAAGGACAUGGUAGGGUGUUUUCACUUGUACUGUACAGGGUUUUAUCAUACAUCUAUGAAUCUGUGGUAAUUAAUACCACUUGAUUGUGAAAACCUGUAAUUACUUUUGUGCUUAAAUACUUUUAUUUAUAUACAAUUGAGAGUGUGUGUGUGUGUGUGUGUGUGUGUGUGUGUGUGUGUGUGUGUACUGGUACCACCACUUGUCAUUUAGGGUACAGUGUGUUUUACCUAUUGUAGGGAGCGGCUAAUGAUGAUGCCGACAUCCGGUGGUCGUUUGUGGUAAACACCCACAGCGCAUGUGUUGGCAUACCCCCAGCAUCUACAAGGCCAGGGUGAUAUUCAUGCUAAUAAGGUAUUUCAUACUCCACCAAUCCCCAGAGGACAAGUUCACAGUCACAGCCUGUCUUGUAUUUAAGGCAAGUGCCUUUGUUCCUCGGGGUCCCUGUAUUAACAAUUAGGUGUUCCUGCAAUAAAGGCUGUUGAGAAGAAUCCAUCGGUGUUGCGUCUUCCUUACUGGUCAGGGUGGGCGCUACAGCUGGUGGCCCGUACGGGGAACCCGAGAAAAUUUUCUUUUCUCAUGUGGAUUUCAGAAAUCCUCAGCCUCAGGACGGUGACAUCAGUAAGCUCCCAGGUAAGGGACCAGACAGUUCUCUGGAGGUAAGCAGAGACUAUAAUAGUCCUGGACACAGGACUGUAAGGCUCCUUCCCGGGUAAAGAGACUAUAAAGUUCUCUGGAGUAAGCAGAGAUGAUGAAAGCCUUGGUAUAGAGGCUACAAAGUAAGGUUCUCUGGAGUAAGCAGAGACGAUGAGAGCCUUGGUUUAGAGGUUAAAAAGUCUGUGGUCUAGGAUUUGUAAUUUUGUUUCUUCUUUGUGUGUUGGAUUUGUUUUUCUUUUGAAUUGCUACUGUCCGGGACAGGAGUGCAUUUGCUGGGAAGAGCCCACUAAUGAUGAGCUACAAGAUUCAUGUGUAAAUAAACACGCCAGCUCUCCCUGCUCGUAAAUCGAUCAUAAAAGCUCGUAAAGCAUGGGAAACUCACACUCCACCCCGCUCCUGUCAGCUCUUCAGGAGCUUCUUGGUCAGCGUAAGCUUAAAAUCGAAAAGAAAAUCCUGCUGAGUUUUCUUGAUGAGUGCAAUCGUUGUGCUCCGUGGUUUAUAGUGUCAGGGUCUCUUACUUUACGGGCAUGGGACAAGUUAGGAAAAGAUCUGGAUAGGGAAAUAACAGAGGGCAAGCUUAAACCAGGGACAAAGCCGCUCUGGCGAAUGGUCCGUGCCUGCCUAGAAGAUAAACGAUGUGAGGAAGCUGUUAGAACAGGUCAGAAAAUCCUUACAGAGCAACAAGAAAGCAUGUCGGAGGGAGAAAAGGUCUCGAAGGGAGAAAAGAAAAGAAAGGGAGAUAAAAGAAACAGAGAGAAGGCAGAGAUGAAAAAAGGGGAUAAUCAGGACCAAGAAACAAAUAAGAUAUAUCCCUCUUUAAAGGCAUUGACUUUGGGAAUGUCUAGUGACUCAGAGCUUAGUGAUAAUGACUUGGCAGACCUUGAGGAAGAAGCUGCUCGGUAUGAGAAAGAGAGAUAUUAUCGGGACUGGCCACAUGCCAACGCUAUGUGGCAGCAAGCCAAAGAAGUAGAUAAGGAAGCAGUUAUACCAACAGCACCCCCUGCACCUCCGUAUAACUCUCAACAUAAGCGCAUGGUAAAGCCUGCAGGAGGUACUUCUUUUUGCCCGGAGGUAUGGAAAGAGAUAGGAUUGAGUUUUCCAGUUUUUCUGGAUGCAAACGGGCAGCGAUAUCAUGAACCUGUUGACUCUAAGACAAUAAAGCAAUUAGCAAAGUCAGUCAAAACUUAUGGAGUCAACACAGCUUUUGUUAUCGCUCAGAUUGAGGCUCUUGGCAGAUACUGUCUCACCCCUGGAGAUUGGGGGAGUUUAGCUAGAGCUUGUCUCUCUCCAGGUCAAUACCUGGAUUGGAAAUCUUACCUGUAUGAAUAUGCUAACAUUCAAGCUGCCAUUAAUCUGGCUUCAGGAGCGGAUCCUCAGAGACACUGGGACGCUGACAUGCUAUUGGGAAUAGGCAGAUUUGCUCUGGACCAGAUUGGUUAUCCAGAUCAGGUCUAUAGUCAGAUUAAUGAAAUAGCCAUUAAAGCCUGGAAAGCAUUGCCCAAUAGAGGUGCAGUCUCCGGGAACCUUACCAAGGUUCUGCAAGGAUCCACAGAGCCUUUCUCAGACUUUGUAGCCCGCAUGGUAGAGUCCGCUAUCAAGGUCUUUGGAGACCCUGAUACAGCUAUGCCUCUUAUUAAACAGCUAGUGUAUGAACAAUGUACGAAAGAAUGUAGGACUGCUAUAACACCAUAUAAACAUAAAGGUUUAGAGAUUUGGAUGAAAGUCUGCAGGGAAAUAGGAGGGCCAUUGACUAAUGUUGGCCUAGCGGCAGCAAUGAUACAAUUAAGAAAAAAGGUUACUGCAGAGACCUGCUUCAAAUGUGGCCGUAAAGGGCACUAUAGAAGACAGUGCCCUGAAAGAAGUGGGGAACGGGGUAGUAACAGACCUCCACAACCUAGAUUGUGCCCCCGCUGUAGGAAGGGAAACCACUGGGCAAGUGAAUGUCGAUCUGUGAAAGACUUGGAUGGUCGCCCUCUAGCGACAGGAUAUGGUGGUACACAGCCAAAAAACGGACAACGGGGCCCACGUCCCCAGGGCCCUCAAAUAUAUGGGGCUCUACAGAAAGACAGGCAAGGACAGGAAAAACAGAGGCCUUGGCCUUCUCUUCACCACCCGAAGGACCAAGGAGAGCCACUAAAGGCUCCACAGAACUGGACCUCCACUCCACCACCAGACUCGUACUGACCCCCCAAAUGGGAUACAGAUUUUAGAGGACCCCUCCCUAAAGACACAGUUGGGCUGUUGUUGGGACGCUCCUCUUCUGCCCUGAAAGGUUUGCAAAUUGUACUUGGAGUAGUUGACCCUGAUUAUUUAGGCACAGUAAAAGUCCUGGCAGCCUCUCCCCAGGGAAUUACUGCUAUUUCCCCUGGAGACAGAAUUGCCCAGCUGCUGCUUCUGCCUAGCUUACAUAGGCGCUUUCCUGCAGAAAAUAGGAUUAGAGGAGACAGGGGCUUGGGAUCUACAGGUUCCCGAUUUGCCUUUAUCUCGUUAGAACUAGGUGAUCGUCCAAUGUUAACAUUGAUUGUGGAGGGACGGUCAUUCCUUGGUUUGUUAGACACUGGAGCAGAUCGUAGUAUCAUCUCUGUUCAUGACUGGUCGCCUAGGUGGCCCACGCAAACAUCAUCGCAGGCCCUACGUGGUCUGGGGUACGAAAUGGCUCCUUUAAUAAGCUCCAAGGAUUGACAUGGAAGGAUGAAGAAGGUAGAUCUGGAAAGAUUACUCCCUGUAUUAUAGACAUUCCUGUGACUCUGUGGGGCAGAGAUGUGUUGAUAAAUCUAGACAUGAGACUGACUAAUGAGUACUCCCCACAGGCCAAGGAUAUGAUGAUAAAAAUGGGCUACGUGCCCAGAAAAGGUCUAGGAAAAUAUUUACAAGGACAAGUUGACCCAGUGCUGCUGAAUUCUAAAAGAGACAGGACGGGUCUGGGUUUUUCCUAGGGGCCAUUGAGGGAGGUAUACCCAUUACAUGGAAAACAAAGGAACAUGUGUGGAUUCCUCAAUGGCCUUUAUCCUCUGAAAAAUUAACUGCUGCUGCUGAAUUAGUGUCUGAACAGCUGCAAUUGGGACAUAUACAGCCAUCCACAUCACCCUGGAACACACCUAUAUUUGUUAUUAAGAAAAAAAUCAGGAAAAUGGCGAUUAUUACAUGAUUUAAGAGCUAUCAAUUCUCAGAUGCAAAUAAUGGGUCCCAUACAAAGAGGUUUACCAUUGCUCUCUAGUAUUCCUGCUGGUUGGCCUAUUAUUAUUAUUGAUAUUAAAGAUUGCUUUUUUCCAUCCCCCUUGCCCCACAAGAUAGCGUGCGAUUUGCAUUUACUUUGCCCUCUAUGAAUAAUGAAGAGACUGAUAAGCGCUAUCAGUGGGUGGUCUUGCCUCAAGGUAUGGCUAAUAGCCCUACUAUGUGUCAGCUUUAUGUAGGACAAGCCCUACGGCCUGUACAUAACCAAUUCCAAAAUUAAGAAUAAUACAUUUUAUGGAUGAUAUAUUGCUUUCCGCAAAAGAUUGUGACACCUUAAAGGCGGCCUAUGUGCAAGUGGUUAAAGUGCUUGAAAAUAAUCAAUUGUUCAUAGCAUCUGAAAAGGUUCAGAUGGGACAAAUGGGGGAAUAUUUAGGAACAAAAAUUACUUCUAAUAGUAUUUCCCCUCAGAAAAUUGAAUUACGAAAAGAUCAUUUAAAAACAUUAAAUGAUUUUCAGAAAUUACUAGGAAGCAUAAAUUGGAUUCGACCCUAUAUUAAAAUGCCCAAUGUAGAGUUACAACCUGAAAUCCUGAAAGGGGAUUCUCAACUUACUUCACCCUGUGCUUUAACCAAGGAAGCACAAUUAUCUUUAAGGAAAGUAGAGGAAAGACUGGAAAAGGCAAUGCUAAGAAGGUACAAGGAAAAGGAGGAUCUCUUUUUGUGUAUACUGAGAACCUUUCGUCAGCCUACAGGAGUGCUAUGGCAACAAGGACCACUUCUGUGGAUUUAUCCUCAUAUUUCUCCAAAUAAGACCCUUGAAUAUUAUCCUUCUGCUGUUGCACAGCUUGCUAUGUUAGGUGUUAAAUCUUGUAUUCAGCACUUUGGUAUUUUACCCAAGAAAAUUAUUAUACCAUAUACUGCAACUCAGAUGGAAACAUUGUGUGCCUUGAUAGAUGAUUGGGCCAUAUUACGCUGUAGUUUUGAUGGAGAGUUUGACAAUCAUUAUCCUAAGGAUCCUUUGCUACAAUUUUUUACUGAACAUCCAGUGAUUUUUUCCUAAGGUCACUGCCUCAGAGCCUUUGUCUGGAGCGUUAGAUAUUUAUACAGAUGGCUCCAAAACAGGUGUAGGUCCCUAUAUGAUUGAUUCUCAAGAACCAGUAUUAAUUCAAUACAGCCCAGGCACCCCCCAAGUUACAGAAUGUAAAAUAGUAUUGGAAGUUUUUAAAAGAUUUCAUGAUUCUUUUAAUUUAAUUUCUGAUUCUGCUUAUGUAGUUAAUGCUGUACGCUCACUUGAAAUUGCAGGGCCAAUUAGGUCAACUAGUACUGUAUGUCAAAUUCUUUUAGAAUUACAAAAAUUGAUUUGGGCCAGAAAGAAUAAAUUUUUCAUACAACAUAUUCGAGCUCAUACUAUUUUGCCUGGUCCCAUGGCCAGUAAUAACACCCUGGUGGAUGCUAGUACUCGCAGAGAGUUUAUUUUUCAUGCAGCUCCAGUUGAUCUCGCUAGAGAAUUUCAUCAAAAGUUUCAUGUUCCUGCCUUCACUCUUCAGCAAAAAUUUAAAAUCUCUAGAGCUGCAGCUCGUGAUAUAGUAUUACGUUGCCAGAAUUGUGUUCAGUUUCACCACCCUCCUCAGGUGGGAAUUAACCCUCGUGGUCUGAUUCCACCAAAACUUUGGCAGAUGGAUGUCUCACACAUAUCUCAAUUUGGAAAUUUAAAAUAUGCUCAUGUUUCUGUUGAUACCUGUUCCGGUAUUAUACAUGCCACUCUGAUGACUGGUGAAAAGGCUCAUAAUGCCAUUAGUCAUUGCUUAGAGGCGUGGGCAGCCUGGGGAAAGCCUGAUAGUCUCAAGACAGACAAUGGGCCUGCCUACACUGCAAAGUCCUUUCAGGCAUUUUGCCAGACAAUGCAGGUCAGUCAUACUACUGGAUUACCAUACAAUCCCCAGGGUCAAGGAAUUGUGGAAAGAGCACAUCAUACCUUAAAAGAGCUUCUACAAAAACAAAAAGAGGGAAUUGCCAGCGGGUGAACGCCAAAAGAACAACUUUCUUUAGCUUUGUUUACUCUAAAUUUCUUAAUUUUGGAUGUGCAUGGCCGCUCUGCUGCGGAUCGCAAUGCUACUACUAAACCUAUGACUAAUACAGAAGUGAAGUGGAAGGAUGUCUUAACUGAUGAAUGGCGUGGCCCAGAUCCCGUGAUUUCGAGAUCUAGGGGAGCUAUUUGUGUUUUUCCGCAGGAUCAAGAAAAUCCAAUUUGGGUACCUGAACAUUUGACUCGCAAACUGCCUCCUGCUCUUCGUGAAGAUGAGACUACGAACUCUACUAUUACUACUGGGGAUGGUAAUCCAGGUUAAUUCACUCACGCUGUGGGCUAUUGCCAGAUCCUGGCCAGUACCCAUGCCAGUUCAUAGCAAUUCUACUGUUUUGCCAACCUUCUUCUCCACCUCCUGUUUGUGUGGUGUUCCUUGUAUAGUGCCGGAUGGAGAAUCGCCCCAAUGGUAUGCCGCCACUAAUCUUUAUUACAUACAUUAUGUUUUACUCUUAAAAAUUCCUCCCAGCCUUGUAUAUGGCUGCGAAGGACCACAUUGGCUAAUUGGUUAGAUCCUAUGAGCAAUAGUGAUAUGGGCACUGGGACCAUCCUGGCUGCUUUGAGUCAAAUUACCCAAGGAGCCUCUUCAGGCAGUGGAGACACGUCAGUCAAUAAUUCUGCUGAUUUGAACAUUACAACUUUGAUUAUGAUGCAUAAUUGUAGUUUUCCAUCACGUCCAGGGCAACGCAAUCACACACUGGAUAACUCUACCUGUCAUAGAGUCUUACCUGCUUACCCCCCAUAUCAAGAGUUUCCACCCCAUGUCAGAGUCCAUUCCAUAGAGAAAAACAAUUCCUACCGGGAUUUGAGUUUUCCCCUCCUCUUGACUAGGUACAGUAUGAUUGGGGGAAAAAUAAGACUGGCAAGCAAAAUUUUUGGCCUUGGUGUCAAUGGGUAUUAUCAAAUGAACAGGGAGCAUACACAUCUCUAAUUCCUUUUACCCAAUUAUUAGGUGAAGACUUUACAUUGUAUAUAUUUCAGCCACUAGAACGAAUAACAAAACCAGUUUAGUAAAUGUAAAGAUUAAUGGCCUUUUGGCAAAUGAUACUGCCAUUGGAGCUUCAGUGUGUGUUAGACCACCUUUCUUCUUUCUGAUAAGCACUAAUGUAAGCGAUAAUGCUUUAAACUGUAAUAGCUCUGAUGUAGUCUGUUAUUUAGCUGAAUGCUGGGAUGGCAGCAAUGAUACCGCAGUGAUGGUCAAGAUUCCUUCUUUUGGGCCAGUCCCAGUAGAGGCCAACCCAGAUAGCUUUCCCAUACCUCAUUUACUAAGAACCAAAGGGGACUUUGGUAUUACGGCAGCUAUAAUCUCAGCCACUGUACUAUCAGCUGCUGCAGCAACAACAGCCGAGAUUGCUAUGACUAAUCAAGUACAGAUGGCUGAGACUAUCAAUCAGAUUGUGGAAAAAACCGCAGUGGCACUAGAGAUACAAGAAGAAUUUAAUACCCACUUGGCAUCUGGUCUUCAAUUAGCUAAUCAAUGGAUAGAUUUGAUCCAUGAACAAAUUGAAGCAUUAUAUCAUAUGACACAGAUGUCCUGUGUUUCCUCCCUUAGAGGUUUAUGUAUUACUCCUUUGCAAGCUAACUUCUCUCAGUAUUCUCAACAGAGCAAAGAAAUCUCGAAUUAUCUAAAAGGAAACUGGUCCAUGAAAGUGGAGCAAUUAUCGAGACAAUUGCUGAUGCAGAUUGCUGUCCUUAACAACACUAGAUUGGAACCUAUCACGUUUGGAGAUUUCACCUCAUGGAUUACUAAUGCUUUCUCCUUUUUUAAAGAAUGGGCUGGCAUGUUUGCCUGGGGGGGCCAUUGUCCUCUUGGGAUGCGGAGUAUGUCUAUGGCUCUUUUGCCGUUUACAACGAGAGCAUGCCAGACACAAAGUGAUUGUUUACCAAGCUAUGGUUGCCAUUGAAAGUGGUACAUCUCCCAACAUAUGGCUGGCCUCUUUGAAAAAUUAAGAGUUCGCCCUAGAUCGUAUUUUGUCACUGUCAUGUGAAGCCAUUGUAUCCAGAGACGGGCAACUUUCCUCAAGCUUGGACCAACCUAAGACACGGAGCCCGGUGGCGAUAGGGUUAUCCAACGACGGGAAAGGCCGAGCUGCCGAGAGGAAUGACCUAAGACAGGAGCAAUGACAAUAUUGACGUGACACCCUGAUCUAGACCAGUCAUAGACAGAGGUGGCUACACCCCGUUUGAACAUACGGGCUGGUCAAAUGCUCCUCUGCCCAGUUUCUCCCCUAAGUAAACACACACGUAUAGCCCAGAACGGUGUGUUACAGCAUAAGUUCAUUUAUUGCCAUUAGGGUGCAGUCCUAACUGCAAGAGUGGCUCGCCAUGGCCGAGCUGGGCACUCUGUGAGGCAUGUCUGAUCUCUCUCAGACCACUACCUCCACCUAAUGGGUUCAUUUUUAGAAAACAAAAAAGAGGGAGAUGUAGGGAGCGGCUAAAGAUGGCGCCGACAUCCGGUGGUUGUUUGUGGUAAACACCCACAGCGCAUGUGUUGGCAUACCCCCAGCAUCUACAAGGCCAGGGUGAUAUUCAUGCUAAUAAGGUAUUUCAUACUCUACCAAUCCCCAGAGGACAAGUUCACAGUCACAGCCUGUCUUGUAUUUAAGGCAAGUGCCUUUGUUCCUCGGGGUCCCUGUAUUAACAAUUAGGUGUUCCUGCAAUAAAGGCUGUUGAGAAGAA